Molecule: messenger RNA, 1731 nt
Organism: Galendromus occidentalis (western predatory mite)
Lineage: Eukaryota; Metazoa; Arthropoda; Arachnida; Mesostigmata; Phytoseiidae
Product: microtubule-associated serine/threonine-protein kinase 2-like
Exons: 9
Coding region: 1-1731 (576 amino acids)
Biological process (GO): protein phosphorylation
Molecular function (GO): ATP binding; protein kinase activity
Source: RefSeq, a predicted model, not a curated record
AUGGCCAGUCAGUCCGCCUCGCGACAUGUCAGCUGGCACACUUCCGAAAAACGCAGAGGCACCGAGAAUGUGAAACUGGUGUCGAAGUUCAGCAACCUCACCAUCAAUGCCCCGGAGAAAGAAACAUCCGGGCGAGAACUUGAGCGACGAAUUUUGUGUCACCUCUAUUCGAAGAUCGACCGACAGAACGCAUCCUUGAUUCACGCCACCUACGUGGCUAUGUCUCCUUUCCUAGAAGAUGUCGAGUUCGAUACGUCAAUGACCCCUCAUGAAUAUUUCGCCAUGAUACAGUUCACCCAGUCGGUCAGAGAGAUGCGUGCUCGGAUGUCAAAGCGGUUGUUGGACUGUGAGGACGUUCGCGACCACUUUGAGAAUUUGUACUGUCUCUACAUGGACUUCGUGGAGCUUGACGCUUUCGGAGCGGCUCGUCGGCUUGCAGAAGAUGUCAGUGACUUGAUUCGCGCCAUGGGGGAAUUCAUCAGAAUGCUCGAAAUGCUGUCCGAACAUCACGUCACGAACUGGGUGAGAGUUGCCGCGCUCCUCGACAGAUUCGAUACCAAAAAAGACGCUCCUGAUUCCGACUACACACCCGAAAUCUCUUGGUUCCUCCCGGCGGAGGAACUGCUGGGUAUCGGAGGAUUUGGUUCGGUUCAUCGAUGCCGUUUCCAAGGGGUUCCGGUAGUCUCAGUGGAGCUGGUGGAGAGGUCGAGAUUCAAAUCGGAAUCUUAUUCCGUCGCUGGGAAAAUUGUCGGGGCUUUUCUGAAUUCGAUUCAUCUGUGCAGGAGUUAUGCCAGUUUCGCGACGGAAGACUGUUAUGUAUCGGUGCUGGAAUACCUCGAGGGGAUAGACUUGAACAGACUGAUCAAGGGAGCAGGCAGCAUACCGAUCGAGUUCAACAGAGUGAUAUCGGCCCAGCUGUGCAUGGCAUUGAAAUAUUUACAUUAUAAAGGAUUCAUCCAUCGAGAUGUCAAGCCCGCGAACAUGAUGAUAUUGGGAGGUUGUCGCCUAAAACUGAUCGAUUACGAUACCGUGAAAAUCUGCAUCGGAAAGUUUUCUACGAAAGCUCGAUUCAAAAGCUUCUUCAGGAGGACUGCAAGGGAGUUCUAUGACAAGCGAGCUCCGGGAACCGUCAUGUUCAUGCCUCCCGAAGUUCUGACGGGCGCCGCUUACGGCCGCGCUUUGGACUGGUGGGCGGUAGGAGUGACGAUUUAUCAACUGCACUUCAAUGCCAUCCCUUUCGACGACCCCCGUUUAGCUAGGGUGAAGCUGAAUAUCGUUGACAAGGAUCUCGAAUGGCCUCCUCAUCAGGAAAUUCCAUCGGACAUGGCUGAUAUUGUGGCCGGCUUCCUGGUCAAGAAACCCACAGACCGACUCGGCUCCCACUCGUAUUCCAAGAUUGAGAAACACCGUUUCUUCGCUCCCGUCGACUGGAAUAAGUGGGAAACAGGCCUCGGUUGGAUGGACUGGCCUCUACUCGAUACAUUCAUCGCAAGUAAAGGUGAUAUCCUCCGGCAGCUUGAGCCGGCGAAAUUGAAGAAAAUCGUGCGACUCGAGAAUCAAGAGCCGACCGCCGCUCACGCAGCCUUGUAUACAUACUUCUCGUCGGGGUACCGUCGAACACUCGACAAAAUACGCUCUGGACAAGCUUUGGUCGGAGACGAGUUCGACGAGAACUUGGAAGUUCUGAGAGAUCAUGACCAGCCCUACAUUUUCCAAAAAUACGUAACAUGA